Molecule: messenger RNA, 2358 nt
Organism: Equus caballus (horse)
Lineage: Eukaryota; Metazoa; Chordata; Mammalia; Perissodactyla; Equidae
Gene: NINJ2
Product: ninjurin 2
Biological process (GO): cell adhesion; tissue regeneration
Cellular component (GO): membrane
Source: RefSeq, a predicted model, not a curated record
UUUUUUUAACCUUUAGGGAUAGAGGGAACAAGAGAAAGAACAACAGAAGUCCCUAAGUCUUGGAACAUGCUGGAGGUCACCCACCGCCUUGGUCACUGGGGACCCUACUCAGGUCCACCAGUGUGAAGUCAGACAGCAUCCUCAGGCUGUUUUUCAAGUUCCUUGACAAAUCCGCAGGGUUUCUAUGCCAGUAGUAAAGUUACUAGCUCAAAGCAGGCUGAGUGACCUCAGAUGGCUCCUCUGGGACUGGAGGGGUAUUUGAGCCACUGGAGAAAACGAUGCUGUCACUACCAACUCAAAAGGUCACCUACCAAUGUGCACCCCCCCCCCCCCCACAAACACACUUGCACGUGUAUGGUUGUCUACACUUUCCCCAGGGGCUGAGGUCAAGACAGGCAUCCCACAUGAGAUGGAUGAAUAGUAGGUCUGUCCUGCCAGCUGUGUGCUCUCUCCCACCCAAAGAAAGCAGCAGAGACUCAGACAGGAAAGCCUGGAAUAGCCCACGCAGUCUGUUACCGGCACCCGGUGAGUGUGAAGGCGCUUGAGAGCAGCAGAAGAUGGAAUCAGAAAGAGAAAUCAUCAACCUCCAGCCUGGGAGCCCCGACUCCAGGAGCCAGCCCGUCAACCUGAACCAUUAUGCCACCAAGAAGAGCGUGGCAGAGAGCAUGCUGGACGCGGCUCUGUUCAUGACCAACGCCACGCGGCUGAAAGCGGUGCUGGAGCAGGGGCCCUCCUCUAAUUACUACAGCACCCUCGUCACUCUCAUCAGCAUCUCUCUGCUCCUGCAAGUGGUCAUCGGAAUCCUCCUCGUGGUCAUUGCACGGCUGAAUCUCAAUGAGGUAGAAAAGCAAUGGCGACUAAACCAGCUCAACAAUGCUGCCACCACCUUGAUCUUCAUCACUGUUGUCAUCAACGUCUUCAUUACAGCCUUCGGGGCACAUAAGACAGGGUUCCUGGCUUCCAGGACCUCAAGGAAUCCUCUGUGAACACAGCCUGGGACCCAGGUACCAGGUCUGGAAGUGCCUCUGCCUCUUUCCUCCCUGAUCUUCCAGGCUGCUGGGCACUCUCCACAGCCCCUGCGAGAGCUCCUACAAGGGCAGUGUAGAUGCCCUUACUCCCUACCCACAGCACCUGAAUUAAGAUGUGCUAUUUUACCAGUCUAAGUGAGUUCCAUCUUGGUCUGGAGCCCUGAGCUCAGACUUGGGUACCAGCCACCUUUCCUCCCGGUAGCAUCUCCUGACCUGACGCAUGUCUACCUAAGGCUGAAUCCACAGUUUAUGGACUCUAACUCCACUCCAUUCCUCCCAUCUGCCCCAGCCAUUCCCUCUGCUCCAGGCCUCAGUUUUCCCUUUCUGUAAAAUGGAAUGAUGUCUAUCUAUAAAAGUUUCUGCAAAUCCCCUGUGAGUCAAUCUUUAUGCACCCAGGCUGGUCUCUGGAUGCCCUCUCCGUCUGCAUCACGGAAUGGGCUCAAAGGAGCAAACCCCAAAACUGGAGGGAGAAAAGGCUUUUAAAUCUCUCCCCCUCCUCUGGGUCCUGUUCCGAGUCGCCUUUCCUGGCCCCAUAUGCCUUGGGCUAAUUACCACCUGUGACAUCGACGGCAGAUUCGUUGAUUCUGGAUUGAUGCACAUAUGCACAGUCCUUAGAGAGCCACGAUAAACCUGUUCCAGCUUUCAUAUCAGCACCUUCUCUCGGGCAUGCGUUUAAGGAAUAGACAGUAAUUUUGAGCUCUGCUGGGCCAAGUAUAACUAGGAAGGUAGAUCUGCACCUGUAAAGCAUCAACAGGGCAUUCCCCACCUCAAACAGAAAUGAUCUUUAGAUGGUCUUUAUUUUAGAAUAAGCCACAUCCCAGCUUCUCUGUGCUAUUCACCAAACCAUUCUGGCCCUGUACCUAGCCUUCCUCACCCAGGUGUCCACCAGCCUUUCUCAGCUAAAACCACCAAUCUCCAGUAAUUUGCAGAACGCAGAACACCUGGUCUGCUCUGACUGUGAGCGCGUUAGACAGGAGCAAUGCUGUCCCCUUCCUGAGUAAACCACAGCACAGACAAGGCUGUCCCCACACAGAGGGACUAACUAAUGGUAAAGGCUGGAGGGGGUGUGGGAGGGGCCUUGGCAUGUCCUUUGGACACGAGACAGCUGAGGGACAGAGAUAUGAACCCUGGGGCCCGCAGCCCCUCCCUCUCCCACCGUGGAUGGGCAACAGGAAAACACAGGAGCCAUUUGGUUUUCUAAGAAGAUGCUGUAUUUAACACUUCCCUCUCCCACCCCCCAGACCCUAGACAUUUCCCUAGGGAGUAGGGCCCCUGUCAGGCCCUCCCGCUUAAGGCAGAUGGUGUGGAGGUAACAAACAUCAAACACAAG